Molecule: messenger RNA, 3126 nt
Organism: Manis javanica (Malayan pangolin)
Lineage: Eukaryota; Metazoa; Chordata; Mammalia; Pholidota; Manidae
Gene: FGD3
Product: FYVE, RhoGEF and PH domain containing 3
Biological process (GO): filopodium assembly; cytoskeleton organization
Cellular component (GO): cytoplasm
Molecular function (GO): guanyl-nucleotide exchange factor activity; metal ion binding
Source: RefSeq, a predicted model, not a curated record
GGCAGCUCACUGUGACAGGGCGGAAAUGCAAACACCCGUCUCUGGUGAGCCAGGCUGUGAAAACCAACACAAGGAAGUUGCUUUGCUGCUGUGCAAAGUCAUCAGAGAGAAGUGUGUGCCCAGGAGACAGGACCUCCUGAACUGUUGGCCUUCAACUUGCAGGACAAGAAAAAGAUUCUCAGCGGAGCCCCCAGCCCUGCAGGCUGCUGGAGGUGGCCGAACCUGGACGGAUGUGGCCAGCAGGGAACCUAGCGCCUGCCCAUUGCCCUCAGUGGAGCUGUGUACCAGGAAGCCCCCACUCGGCUCAGAGAGCUCAGCUUUGAGGAUGGAGUCAGGAGGGGGAUCUCCAGGGCCCCCUGCCCCCAUUAUUGCCCUAGGGAUGCCAGAUGCCGGGCCUGGCUGUUGCUCUGUGGAGCUGCCGAGCACAGACCAGGGGAAGCUCCAAGCUCUGCCCAUCGGGCUGGGUGCCCACAGUGGGAACCCUGUCCCCGGGAGUGCUGGCAGCCAGGCCACUGCAGGAGAUAGCCCCCUGGACACAGGCCCCACUGGGGGGCCCAGCAGGGGCACAAAGAUCCCUAACUGGGACAGCAGGAUCGGCAGUCCAUCCUAUAGUGUGGCCGAGGGGCACAUCCCCCGCGAGGAAGGCAGGGAGGUGGGCUCAGGCCACGCCGUCCAGGGGCUGCUCCUGGCGAGGGCCCCCGAUGACAAAGCCCUGCGGGAGGAGGCCGACAGUGACGUGGGUGAGGACAGCAGCGAGGAGCCCAAUCCUGAGGACAGCCCCCUGAGGGCUGACGUGGACCCUGCCAAGUGCUCUGGGCCCCAGAAGCUGCUCCACAUUGCCCAGGAGCUCCUGCGCACCGAGGAGACCUAUGUGAGGCGGCUGCACCUGCUAGACCAGGUCUUCUGUGCCCGGCUGACAGCAGCAGGAAUCCCCCCGGAAGUCACCACGGGCAUUUUCUCCAACAUCUCCUCCAUCUACCGCUUCCACGGGCAGUUCCUCCUGCCUGAGCUGCGCACGCGGAUCACUGAGGAGUGGGACACAAAGCCCCGGCUUGGAGACAUCCUGCAGAAGCUGGCCCCAUUCCUCAAGAUGUAUGGCGAGUAUGUCAAGAACUUCGACAGGGCAGUGGAGCUGGUGAGCUCCUGGACUCAGCGCUCACUGUUGUUCAAGGACAUCGUGCACGGCAUCCAGAAGCAGGAGGUGUGUGGGAAUCUGACGCUGCAGCACCACAUGCUGGAGCCUGUGCAGAGGGUGCCCCGCUAUGAGCUGCUGCUCAAGGACUACCUGCUGAGGCUCCCAGGGGAUGCCCCUGACCGGAGAGACGCACAGAGAUCCUUGGAGCUCAUCUCCACAGCCGCCAAGCACUCCAACGCUGCCAUUCGGAAAAUGGAGAAGAUGCACAAGCUCCUGGAGGUGUACGAGCGGCUGGGAGGGGAGGAGAACAUUGUCAACCCUGCCAACGAGCUCAUCAAGGAGGGCCACAUUCAGAAGCUGUCGGCCAAGAGUGGCGCAGCCCAGGACCGCCACCUCUUCCUGUUCAACAGCAUGAUCCUUUACUGCGUGCCCAAACUGCGGCUCAUGGGGCAAAAAUUCAGUGUCCGGGAGAAGAUGGACAUUUCGGACCUCCAGGUGCAGGAUGUCGUCAAGCCGAACUCAGCCCCCACUUUCAUCCUAGUGGGAAGGAAAAGGUCCCUGGAGCUGCAAACACGGACAGAAGAGGAGAAGAAAGAAUGGAUUCAGGUCAUCCAGGCCACCAUGGAGCAGCACAAGCAGAACAGUCAGAGCUUCAAGGCCUUCAGCAGCUCCUUCGGCCAGGAUGAGGCCACUCUCACUCCAGAACUCCCUAUGGUGGGCCCUGGCUUUGAGGAGCCCGUGGGGGCCCAUGGCAGAGGGGCGGCUGCAGCGACUGGGAUGCUGACUGCAGCCGUUCACCUCCCGCAGCCUGAGCCCUGGAGGGGGUCCUCUAAGAGCAGGUGGGACAAGGAGAAGCAGGGCUGCUGGAGCUGUGGGGAGACCUUCAACUCCAUCACCAAGAGGAAGCACCGCUGCAAGCUAUGCGGGGUGAUCAUUUGUGGGAAGUGCUCUGAGUUCAAGGCUGAGAAUGGCAGGCAGAGCCGUGUCUGCCGAGGGUGUUUCCUGAUGCAGCCGGUGGCUCCCACGAGCCUGAGCCUCGAGGUGCUGCCUGUGUCCGAGCACAGCACAGAGGAUGGCCAGCCACUGCAGGCCCUGCCCCUCUCCAGCUGCACAGUGAGCGUGGACCCUGCGGAGGGGCUGCACACAGGCGUGUGUGGCGGCUGCGCCCAGCCCUGCAGGCCCUGUACCUGAGUGCUUCUUCACCAAGCUGCAGCAGCGCUGGCUGGAGGCUCUGACCACUGCCACCCAAGGAGCCCAGGCCCCGCGCAGCCUGGGGGCCCCGCAGUCACAGGCUCCAGCACCCGUGAGCUGAAUCUUGGCCACACCUUCAGCUCUGUGAGCCCCCAGGGCAGAGCCUGUGCUCAUCUGGGAGGUGGUGUCAGAGGCCACAUGAUGGCACAAAGGGUGCCAGGAUUGUGGAGGUGCCCACAGGCCACAGAGCACUUGGCCCUGGAGCACCCCUCUGCUUCAGAGGGGAGGAAACAGAGGCCCAGAAGGGCAACCAUAUGCCCAGAGUCACCUGGCACAUCACAAAGAGCCUGGCCUCUGCCAGCAGCCCCAGCAGCAAGCCCAGGGCGGGGCGCCGGCUGACAACGAGCCAGGCCCAAACCAUGUGGCCAUGCAGAAUCUGGCUCAGGAAGGUGGAGUGAGCACCCUGGUUGGGGCCCAGAGACGCUUGGUGGAGCCCGUGGUCAUGCUGUCCCUCUGUCUGCUGCCUGCCUGUCAGCGCCAUUUACUCUGUGAGCCGAACCUGACAAGCCCCGCCUCCUCCUCCCCCCUCUGCCCUCUUCUGGCAGCUGGCUACCAUGGGAGCACCCCCAUGGGGAGUGUGGGCCAUGGGCCUGGGCCUGCCCCACCAGACCUUGCUGAGAACCUCACCAGCAUGCCCACUGGCAUCACGUGGUGGACUGAGGUCUGUGCCUGUGCCCCUGGUGGGCAGCAGGCAGUGCCUGUCUGAGUAAAUAAAUGCUGGCAGCCAGCAGCUGGACACA